UUGACGUUUAUACUCAGUGUUAAUAAAAUGCGAGUGUAUUAUGUACAUGUGUAUACAAAUUGUCAAAGUAUAAAUGGCAAAAAAUAGUGGACUGAUGACAGGUGGGAACACGAGCAUGUGUAUUUAUUUGAAAUAAUAAUUCGACGAAGCGACUCGAUGAAAUGAGAAUGAAAAGAAGUAACAUCUGUUAUGUUAAUAACCAAUCUAUCAGUCCGACGAGCUGUGACAAUUGUUAAUCCAUGAACGAGCUCGAUAUUUCAUCGCAGUGAAAGACUCCUGAGUCACUGGGAAGAGUCGACGAACAUCACAUGUAAUAAUUCAUUGGUAACAGCCACAUCCAUACGAGCGUUAAAAACGGUAAUACAAUGCAGAAGGGAAAGGAAAUAAUGAGGAAUUGUUUUCAAUUGUUGGUGGUUUUUCAAUGCCUUGCAAGUUGUCUUGGGUCUUACGAUGACUGGGAUGGAGAAUCUUUUCGCCAACGUCCUUGUCCAACUCUAUAUCGACGUGUCUUCACCAGUUAUACACCGAGAGGAAAUUUAACAUUCGGUAUAUAUACGAAAAAACCCUUCGUGAUGGGAAUGAAAGCCUGCGUUGAUACAUGUUGCUCAGAGAGCAACUGCCACGUAGCUUUGAUGCAUAAUGGCACGUGUUUUCAUGUGCAAUGCACAAGCUCAAAAAUGUGUACACCCCUGUAUCGACCUGAAUUAUCAACACUAAGUGAUCCACCGAGUAUGGUAUUAGUUAAGCCAGUUGAGGAGGAUGAAGACAUCAGGUGGAGGGACCUUGUGGAUGAAAUGGACGACAAUUCACCAUUAUUGAUGCAGGCUGCUGCCAGAGAUCACAUGAUGUUUCAUUCAGUAACUUGUUUGGACACAUCCGAAUGCCAAGAGAACGAAAUCUGUAUUAAACACGAUAAAAAUGACGACGGAGUGUGUGAAUGCGCCGUAGGAUUCAAACGAAAUAUAGCAGAUACCUGUGGUCCUAUUGAUUCAAUAAAUCCCGGUGAUUUGGCUGGGAAUAUUGUUGGAGUUGAGCCGUCGAUGGAAAAAGUAUCGUCAUUGAUGCCCGAGACUAAACCACCACUCAAACAACUCAUAGUAUCUGCUGUUUCCAAAGAAGUUCGUUUACCAGAAAAUGCUGUGACACUCUCAGCAUUUACUGUACCUGCUGAACAGGGUAAUGAGCAUUACAAUUACGCUUGGAGUCUUCUAAGUCAACCAGAAGGACACACUGGAACAAUGAUUGAUCAGAAUAGAUCUACAGUUAAACUCAGUAAUUUAUCGGAGGGCUUGUACAGAUUUUUGGUGACAGUAAACAGCCCGACGGCAUAUGGAAAAGCUUACGCCAAUGUAAAUGUUCUUCCACCGAAGAGAGUUAAUCAGCCUCCAAUAGCCAUUGUCUCUCCAGCCUCUCAGAUCGUUAAACUACCAAAUACCGGUGCAGUGCUCGAUGCAUCUGACAGUAAAGACGAUGACAAAAUAAUAUCCUAUCAUUGGGAGCUUCAGCAAGGACCAAUAGGCUAUCAAGCCAAUCUAGUUGAUACACCUACACUGCAAUUGGAUAAUCUGAUAGCUGGUAAUUACACGUUCAAACUGACCGUUGAAGAUUCAGACAACAUAUCUAAUUCAACGUUCGCCAAUAUCACUGUACUUAAAGUCACUGAUUAUCCACCGAGUGCUAAUGCUGGUCAAGACAUAAUAAUUUAUCUACCUCAGAAUACAUUGACACUCAAUGGAAAUUUGAGCACCGAUGACAGAGGAAUAGCAAGUUGGCAGUGGACGAAGAGCCCAUCCGAUCAAAAUAAAGCUGUUGAUAUGCAGAAUACGAGAACACCUUAUUUGCAAUUAUCAAAUCUUGAGGAGGGAAUGUACACAUUCGUUCUGAAAGUAACUGAUGAUUCGGAACAGUCGUCCACCGCUGAAGUUCACGUGUUUGUCAAACCACCAACGAAUAAACCCCCAACAGCAGAUGCCGGUGGAGAUAUUACAAUAGCACUCCCAGAUACUCGAGCGAUAUUGAAUGGUAGUAAGAGUAUGGAUGACAUUAAAAUCGUAUCGUACCAUUGGCAAUUAGUCAAUGGCCCCAGUAGAGUUCAAUUUUCCGCUGCUAACGAGUCCAUAACGAAUGUUACGAAAUUAACUAAAGGAGAUUACACAUUUAAAUUGACUGUUAUUGAUGACAAUGGUAAUAAAGACUCGGACAUUGUUAAUGUUAAAGUAACGCAGAAUAAAAAUGCCCCGCCAAAAGCUAAUGCGGGUGGUGAUCAAGUGGUUGUUGCACCAGUUAAUGCAUUGAUAAUAAAUGGAUCUCAAUCGAGUGACGAUUUGAUGAUUGGAAAGUGGCACUGGACGCGGGAUCCAACGAGUUUAGCCAUCGGCAACAUCAUCGAAGGUACUGAUCAAUCGCCUGUUCUCAUGAUCACUGAUGUUGUACCUGGUCGCUAUAUUUUCAAGCUAAAAGUCACUGAUGACGAUGGAUUAUUCUCUGAAGACACUGCUUCAGUCAUUGUAAAACCAGAUCCACAACUCCUUCAUCUUGUUGAAUUAACACUGAAUAUUGAAGCGCAUUCGUUGACAGAAUCCCAGAAGGAUUCCCUCGUGCUCAAGCUCCAAAUGUUACUGAGAGAGGAGGCUGUCAUCGUAAUGACAGAUUUGAAAGCAGAACAGAGGACUGGGCGGGCGCGAUUGGUGUUCUAUGUUCAGGAAAAAGGUAAAAAAAUAUCAUUACCAGGGAUUGAAGUUGUACGACGGUUGAGAGAGAAAUUGUGGCAAGACUCUGGACUCCUGCAGCUAUCUGUUACAUCGAUUGACACUGCCAUUUGUCAAAAUAAUUGCUCGGGGCAUGGAGUGUGUGAUGAGGAAUCCAGGCAAUGUCUCUGCCAUGCAUUUUGGAUGCAAAAUCUUAUUCAAAAGUACUUCGGAAAUGGCGAAUCCAAUUGCGAUUGGAGCAUUCUCUAUGUGAUAAUUGCCCUGAUGUCUCUGGUGGUUUGCUGGGUAAGCUUAGCCUGGGCUUUUCUGUGCAUGUGUCAGAGAAUUUGCGCGGGUAGACGACACUCCAGACCAAAGAAGAAACCAGCACGUUAUUCACUUUUACAACCAGAGCCAGAGGACGAUGGAAGUGCAUACGGUCUUCUUCCAGUUUCAACCCAUAAAAUGGUAUUAUCAGAAUCGGAUACCGACUCUGAUGAUGUAUUAUUUGAACAUCGAAAGAGCAAAAAUAAUGGUAAUAUACACGUUAGAAAUGGAAAGAGUCGAAAUGGUUUUGUCAAAAGUGGCUCUCGAAUUAAAACAUGAGAAUUACUCAAAUGGUUGUUUACGUCAGUAAUGAAAUGCACAGUCUGGACAUUAUUUGGCCAAGAGUACCACAACUGCUACUAGUCAGUAACCGAUAAGACUACAGUAUGAUCUCUACGGUCAUGUCGUCAUAAACACAACGGCUACUUAUGUUAUUAUUAUUAUUAAAUGGGGAAAAAUCGACAAACAAGAAUCAGGAGGAACAACUACCGGUGGUUUUCUGUAAUGUCGUGCAUCCUGAGGCCAUCAUUUUCUGUGUGAUUCGUCGUAUCGUCGUAUCGUGUCGAAUAACAUUUUUAUAUAAGUAUUUCAAUCAUAAUUACGUACACAUCCGUGUGUAUCUGAAGGAAUCAAAGCCUAAAAAUUAUUUCACGUACGUUUUAUUUGACCCAUAUCCUUUUUUAUUCAUUUUCCCAUAUACUUAUGCGAUAAUAUUCUAAGAAAAAUAACUCACGACGAAAAUUAUCUGAAGUAUGUUGGAAUUCAUUGAAUGAUACCAAAAAAAAUCCAGAGAAUACGAGAUUUAUAUUUAUAAAAAUAUGAUUUUGAUAGUUUUACAAAAGCAUCAGAUGUGAAUGGAGAAUGCUAAUUUAUCGUCUUAUGUUGCGAAUAAGGAAAACAAUGCUGACGUCUUUCAAUAAAGAUUCAAUUAUUCGAA
Fopius arisanus is the source of this 3951-nucleotide messenger RNA. Its product is annotated as dyslexia-associated protein KIAA0319. The coding region runs from base 366 to 3293 and encodes 975 amino acids. Gene Ontology annotation, cellular component: membrane; cytoplasmic vesicle. NCBI's taxonomy places the organism in Eukaryota, Metazoa, Arthropoda, Insecta, Hymenoptera, Braconidae. The transcript is spliced from 6 exons. The record is from RefSeq and is a predicted model, not a curated record. Gene Ontology annotation, biological process: neuron migration.